Lodderomyces parapsilosis is the source of this 6228-nucleotide messenger RNA. RefSeq lists its product as uncharacterized. Gene Ontology annotation, cellular component: endoplasmic reticulum exit site; ER to Golgi transport vesicle membrane. Lineage: Eukaryota; Fungi; Ascomycota; Pichiomycetes; Serinales; Debaryomycetaceae. Bases 1 to 6228 code for a protein of 2075 amino acids. The record is from RefSeq and is a predicted model, not a curated record. The transcript has a single exon. Gene Ontology annotation, biological process: autophagy; COPII vesicle coat assembly; Golgi organization.
AUGUCAACACAUGACGAAUCUCCAGUACGAGAUUCAAAUCCUACGAUUGACGAUCUAUUUGGAAGCGGAGGAGGAGAAGAAAUAGCAACAGCGCAUGACCACGAGGACGAUUUCUAUGCAUCCAUUCAACAGAAUCAUCCAAUAACUCCGUAUGAUCAACACGAGAAUUUAAAGAUUGAUGAUAUAAACUACCCAACACACGAGGAAGAUGGGGAAACUGGGAAUCAAGAAUUGAGUAAUGAAGUCGACACAAUUGCGGAACAAUUAUGGCCAGAUCAAGCAAGUCAAGAUCAGCCACAAGAUCAUAAAGAGCCUGGUUUUUUGCCUCAUGACCAUGAUGACCACAAUGAUGAUGAAGGCGAUUCAUUUUUCAACAACCUUUCUGUACCUCAACCAAGAGAAGUUUUUCGAAGUAGUAUUGAUACAACCGAGCAUAUAGAAGUUGCGUCUCAAGAAGAGCCAGAAGAUCAUCAACCAACAACACUCGAAGAUCAACACAGUGGAGCUGAUGACCAUUCGUUUACACAAGCGUUGGAAUUAGGUGAAGAGGUUAAUCCCCAAGUCGAAAGCAAUGAUGUUGAUACUGAUGAUGGUGAUGGAGAGUAUCUGAAAUUGCCGCUGUCUCCACCACUGAAUGAGCUUGAUUUAGACAACGAUAGUUUAUUUAAUGAGUUUCCAGCUAAUGAGGAGGGGGAACAAGGUGAUGACAGAGAUGAGUUGGAAUUACUUUUGGGUGGAAGAGAUGAACUUGCUGAUCAAGCGAAUGAAGUUCAACAAGUGCUUCAAGAAGAAUCACAAGAUGUGCCUUCGAUUCACGUACAAGAGGAAAAUACAGUAGAAGAUGAUAAAGUUGCGGAGCAUGAGGAUACACCACAAGUCGAGCAAACCAAUAUAAGCGAACCCGCAACUGAAUCUAAAUUGGAUGAGUUGUUCCAAGAUGAUGCUGAUGACGGUAUCGAUUUCUUACAGCAUUUGAGUGCAAAAAGUACUAAUUUAGCUGCGGAUGGUAACAAUGACAAUGCUGGUGCCAGUUUGAACGAUGAUAACACAAAAUCUGAGAUAAUUGGUAAAGUCAAUACAAAAGAACCAGCUGAUGAACUUGCUAAUAAACUCGCUGACUUGGAUUUGGAAUUGGAUGAUGAUCUUUUGCUUGAUGAUGACUUUUUGGAGGAGACACCAGCCCAAGUUCCAACACAAGCUCCUGUUCAAGCUCCCGCGCGAGCCUCAACCCAACCAAGGUACAUGCCACUGAAUCAAAGACCAAACUUGUAUGCGCAACAGCCACCAACGGCUUCCCAACAGGAUGCUUCCACUUUUGUACAAAAUUUGGCGAGCUCAAAAAAGAAGAGUGAUGCAUAUGACUUUCCUGAUGAACUAAUUGUUAACAAAGUCAAACCUGCACCUAGACAUAUGGUAAACAAGUAUGCGCCUACUGCAGGAGUUUCACAAAGCUCAAUAGAGACAUUGAAUUCAACAACCCAUGCUGCUGCACCACCUCCAGCUCCACAUGCAUCUACAUUAUCGAGAUCUUCAUCUCAGUCACAAACCAAGGAUAAACCUUUGCCACCACCUCUGCAGCAAAAGAAAUCUUUUUUCGAGGAUUUCCCCGAUAGUGGUUUGCCAAAACCUAAAAAGGCUGCCAGAGCUGCUGCUCCAGUCAAGGCUGUCAAUCAAUACCAUCCGGUUACAUCGCCGGUUCAGCAACACAUUCAACCUUCAAAUGCUCCAUCAUUGCAAAGCCAAGUACUUCCAAAAACUAGUAAUAAACCACCUCCGAUAAACCCAUAUAAGCCGAAAACAGGUACAUCUCCAAUUUAUCAACAGCAUAUACCAAGUGUUGGGCAUAGUGGUAUUGCUAAACCUGGUGUGAAUGUGCCACCGCCACAUUUAGACACUAGCCCCAACCACCCUGCAUAUACUUUCCCUCCAAGUGCUGGGAACAUUAACCAACAAUUGCAAUAUCAACCAGCUUCGCAUUCAAUGCAGCAAGGAGCUCAGCACACGAAGGCUAUGCCACCGCCUUCAAACAUGUACGCACCUGCUUCAGGUCCAGCACCGCCAGGUCAGCAACCAUUUCCACCCGUGAACAACCCUCCUCCAGCUGCUCCUCAUAGUGCACCAGGAAAUAGAAAAGCGUCGCAUUCGAUAAAUACCAAUGUGGGAAGAUCGGGACUGCCUAAUUCAAACAGCCCCUACGUUCCAAAUGCUGGUCCCUAUGCACCACUGAAUCAACCGAAAUCUCACAAUCGUACAAACUCACUUGUUGGUGGUAAGGGUAAAGAGAUUAAUCCAUAUGCUCCAGUAAUAUCGCCUGUGGUUAGUGAUGGAUCACCGCUAUUAUCAAAUCAACAAACUCAACCGGUAGCAGCUCCAUCCAUGGUACCACCCCCUGGAAGAGUGCGCGGAUUUUCAAAUUCAAGGCACAGUAACAUUUACAAAACCGCUCCCAAGGUUGUCAAUCCUGAAGACUUGGUUCAUAGACAAUUUCCCGUAUUCAAUUGGAGCACCUCCCAAAAUGUUGCUGUUGUGAGAGUCAAUAAAGCAUACAAUCACCCGGUAGUUAGUGUUGAAUCGAUCAGCAAUUUGUGCAAGGACAAGGACUUGUAUGCCAAUUUCCCAGGUCCGUUAGUGAAAGGUAAACUGAAAAAGAAGGAUAUUUUGAAUUGGUUGGUGGUGGCUGGUGAUUAUUUACGUGCCAAUGCAUUAGAACAAGAGCUUUUAUUGAAUGACAUCAUGACACAACUUGUCAAUUUCGAUGGUAAUUUGACCUCACACGAUUGUUUAAAAGAAAUUUGCCUUGUUUUGAAUCCAAAUAUCAACUUCAGUAUCCAAAAUUUCCCCAUGACUGGAGGAACUGCUAAUGCAUACAAAUUGGAUAGUGCAAGCAUAAAUACAGUUUUUGCAUUGAUUCAAGCAGGUCAUAUUGAUAAGGCAUUAGAGUAUACAAUUACCAAGGGAGACUGGUCCAUGGCUCUAGUCCUUGCUAAUUUUAAUGGUGUUGAAAGUUUUGCUAGAAUUGCGUCCGAAUAUGCCAGAAAUGCAUUCCCAUUUUCUAAAGCCAACAACAAGGUGUUGCAUAUUAUGCCUGUUUUAUUGAAAGUUCUUGCAGGUAAUGUGCAAAGUGUCAUUGAGGAUUUGACUAGCGUGGUGAAUGAAGGAGACUAUGCUGAUUUACAUUGGAGAGAUAUUGUAUCAUCGGUAGCAAUGAUUAAUACUGUGAAAUCAAAGGAAUUUUUAAUCGAAUUUGGUAAAUUAUUAAUCACUCGUGGUAAUCAGUUGGGUGGAGAAGUUUCAUUUAUAUUGGCUGGUUUACCUCUUGGUCAACAAGGAUUUAUGGUGAUUUCAUCAGGAUCAAAUUCAAUGUACACUCAAUUAUACGAGUAUGUUUUAGCCACUAAUGGCAAGUCGUCAUCAUUGCCUCAUUUGUUACCAAUCAAAUUGAAACACGCAUCCACUUUGGCUGAUUAUGGAUUGAUCAACGAAUCACAAAAGUAUAUUGAUUAUAUCAAUUCGAUUCUUAAAGCCUUGGGUAAUAGAUCUCCAUUUGUGUCUCAACAGUUGGUUCAGGAGUUUCAAAAUCUUAUAAUGAGAUUAAGUGAUUUGGGAUCAACUGAACAAGGUGGAUGGUUUGGAAGUAAAAUGAGCAAAGUCAAUUUGGAUAAAGUUUGGGGUCAGAUUGACAAGUUCAUUGCUGGAGAUGAAGCUAAGCCAAAGAGUAGUGAUAACGGUGUGUUUAGCAAAUUUAGUCCAGCAACGUCAAGAAAUACAUCAGUUUUGGAUUUGGGUACGUUGCAUAGUCAUGUUUCACCGGCAAUGAGGACACCAGAUACAUUUGAUAGAAAACCACCAACGACUCAUCAUGCAACUUAUCCAUUGGGUAGUGCCAUUGGUGGUGCUGCUACAUCCAGCGCAUUUGCUCCGCCAUUAGUAUCGCAAUUGUCUUCGACAUCUGUCAACAAGUAUGCGCCACCGAACUUGGCUGCCAAUUCUUCUUUCCAAAACAAUACCGUUGCUGGAGCAGCUACCACACCUAGUGCAGUUCCACAUACUGCGGGUCCAGGAUCUGAUAGGUAUUCACCAUAUGUGCCACCAGCUAGUAACACUUCCCAAUUCCAUCCAAUGCAUGAUUCUGCUCAUCAAGCGUUUCCUCAAAGUAAAGGGUUUUCACCCUCUGGUCGCAAAACUGCUUCCUAUCCAUACACAAAUCAUGCAGCACAAGUGUCUACCUCAUCGCUUGGCUCAAUUCCUCUGCAUUCUCAACAUAACCGUCAACAUCAACAUCAAAAUCAACAUCAACUUCAAAAUCAACAUCAACAUCAACAUCAACAGCAGCACCAACACCAACAGCAGCACCUGCAUGGUCAGAGUAACUCCAUAUCGAGUGUCAUUUCCGGGGAUGCUUUCCAGCAUAGUGUCGCAGCCACUAAAGAAGGUGUGGAGCCGCCAACUGGCGAGUCACCAAAUGUGCAGAAUGAGGAUGAGAGGAUUGAAACGAUUACGGAAUCACCCGAGUUAAAAGCAACCGUACAACUGCUGUCUGAAGCUUUGCAGAACCAAAUGAGUACAUCAUCGAAACCGCCAUCAUUGAAGAAAUUGCUGCCGCACAAAGUCGAAACCAACGAGCCUGCUGAAGUAUCACAACCAUCUAAAAGCACUGAUUUGAAUGAACCAAUUACUGAAAAGCUCGAUCCCGAGGAACCAGAUAAGAAUGAGGAUGUAGCUGCUGCACCACCUCCACCUCCCAUGCCUAAAAUCAAGUCGGCUCCACCUACCGUGCGAGCUAAUCCUUACGCGCCAAAGGCCGGAGCCAAACCGGCCACUAGGAGAAAUAAGUAUGGUCCUGCGGCUGUUGCAACAUCAUCGAGUAGCAAGUACGGACCACCUGGGGUACCAUCUGUCAACCAGAAUGGCAACACAACCGGAGGUGAAAAUGAUAUGAAACCGGCUCCAACUGUACAAGAGCCCAUUCCACAAAACCCACCAACUAAUAUCGAUACAAGUUUUGGUAUUUACUCAGAGCCCCAGAGAGAUGAGUCCAAGCCAAUUGAGCAGGAGGAAAACACAGCUCCACCUUUGCGACAACCGGCAGAGGGUGUAAUCUCUGGCAUAGAUGAUAGUUUUGAAGAGCCUUCGCUUGCUGAGUCGACAAAUAUAUUGAAUACACCACGGUCAAGACCAUUGAGGUUGAACCAAGGGCGUAGUGCAUAUGAUCCAAUGAAUCUACCUAGAUCGAGUGUCGUGACACCGGGAUUCGUUGAUGAUAGCAGGGGGCCUGCAUUAGAUGGAUUUCCCAUCCCUGGAAGUCCAGAGUCAACCACACGUGCCAAUUCUGUUUUUGGUGGUACUCAUGGCCCAUCGCAUGGCGGUGGUGGUGCAUUGUUUUCCUCCAGAUUGUCCCAGUCACAACAAAGUGCAUUAUACCAACAAUACGAAGUUCAAGAUGAUACUGUUCGUGAUUAUGUGCCAGUGAUUGAAGAAGAGGAUGAUGAAGAUGAAUACGAUACUGAGGCAAGGAAGAAAAAGGCGAAAAUUGAUGAGCAGAAUGUAAAGAUUAAACUGGAAAAGCAAAACCAAGAUGCUGGCUCGUCUAAGGAGCAGGAGCAGGAGCAGAAGAAGCAAAAACAAAAGCAGGGCAAAGAUGGUUGGCUUACUGGGUUAUUCUCCCGAAAUGAUGGUAAAGAGAAGCCAACAAGAGCACAUUUGGGAAACCGAAGCACAUUUUAUUAUGAUGAGAAGCACAAGAGAUGGCUAGAUAAGUCUAGGUCGAUUGAGGAGCAAUUAAAAGAAGGCCAAGCACCCCCACCUCCACCAAGCAUGAAGAAGAAGCCUGCCGCGCCGGCAGCUGGACCGCCAAGACCUGCAUCUAGUGGUGCGCCUCCACCAGCAGCAUCACCAGCAGCACCACCAGCAGCACCACCAGCAGCACCACCAUCAUCAUCGUCGGCAUCGUUGCCGAAUGCUAAUUUACCACCUGCACCUGAUACCUUGGCACCAACACCUGCUUCUGACAAUGCAACUGGUCAAUCUAGUUUGACGACUCCGAGACCAACACCCAAACCUAAGUCUAAACUUAAAACAAGAGGUGCAGCAGGAGGUGCUAGUGGGGGCACCGACUUGGCCAGUGCUGGAUUAGAUGAUUUAUUGUCAAUGAGUGAAGGAACUGGAGGAGGUGGACGUAAAGCCAAACGUGCUGGACGUAGAGGUUACGUUAACGUGAUGGACAAGUAA